CGCAACCUUGACAUCCACAGCUCGCAAGUAUCUGUUCGACAUUUUGAAGUUCCGCUCGCAAACUUCAGGACAGGACGGGACGUUUAUCAAAGAAGUUUCAUCCCAUAUCUUGCGACUCUUGGAGCUUCAUCCAACGCCACCAGUGCCGACGGUCUCGCUCCAUCGCCCUGGCGAAGCCACCCAGAGUCUGGAAGUUUGUCACUCUGGACGAACCUCUCCGGCGAAUACUCCGUUUCUCCAUCUGUUCGUUUGACCAGUCGGGGUUGCCGGCUGUGCAUGUUUUGAUAUAUCUCCGCAAAAGCCCACAACAGAGCUGAGUACCAAAAGACUCAAAAUCACUAGCUCUGAUACACAUCUUUGUGAACGACUCUCGAGAUCACCUUCAAGCCCGUGCGAUGCAGUCCAAUGUCUACCGACGAACUUCAUCCAUGGCUUUAUCCAGUGAGAGGACUGGAAAUCUUGAAUAUUUACCCACAAUUGCUCACAGCACUGGGAUCUGGAAGUAUCUUCUUCGUGUCGCACUCUCUGACUCGCUGGACCACUUUGCAUGAACUCCUUGCUCCACUGCCCCUGUCCCGUGGUUUCAGGGGGUUAAGCGAGAGCCUGCGACGACACCGAAACUCCAAGUGUGCCUCAUCGCAACCUUCUGACUCGCCUUGCCUCAAGUUUUGAAAGUCCCAAGCACAGCUACGAGCUGGCUUCACGCCACGCCUACGGACGAAGACCUUAGUUGGGUUCACUAUUGUCCAGAUGCCAGGCCAGAAGCCAUGCCUCCCGCUGCCUCUGCCAGCUACCGAUGCACAUGGGGUGGACCAUAGAUCCAGUUAGAUUGGGCGCUCCUGCAACGAGCCUCUCGUUCGACGGCGAUCCUGGCUGGCAAGUAGAAACGUAUAGCCAGUCAGGUUAUCGUCUCUCGAUCCACUGACGGCAUUUCCCCAAGCAAGACAAGCUGCGGAGCCACUCCCCCACCAUAAGGUCGGUCCUAGCAACCCGGCCUGGCCUUCUCCCGCGCCUGGACCACUAGACGUGCGUCUACCCUUUCUGCUUGGGCACUUCUUUUAUACUUCAUGCAAUCCUGGAGCAGGCAAACCUCUGUCUCAACGUUCUCUUUCUGAGUGUGUUGCUGUCAGUUUUUCCUGUCGUCUUUCCAUUCGUUGGUGCUUCUGGUCAUCACACUGCUGGCUCGGAAACCCGUUUCAUCUUACUUUUUCCACCGUUCUGGCCUAUCGGUGUGCUCCAGUCUUUACCUUCUUCCAUAAUCUAUUCUUUCUCUUCUCUAACAUCUCCAUACUCCACUCUCUCACCACCACCCACACGACGCAGGCGAUCUUCAUGACUUAAACAACAUUUUCGAACGGCAACGCUCCGGCUCGCUGCCAACGAUAAUAACGAUUAUUGAUGGAAUUUGGGGAGCAAGAAGGAAUAAUGGCUGCUUCGGCGAAGUUGAUUGCGGAUAGGAUGGUACAUGGGAUGGUGAGGGCCGCGGUGAACCACACGUCGACGAGAGGGAAUCGGACGGGCAACCCAUUCUACCAAUCGGCGACCAACAGGACGGGAUCAGGAGGGAACUCUACUUUCAACUUGAUAUCGAAUCUGGUAUUUGCUGAGAGCAAGUCGGUCAGGACGUCGACGAUUAUUCUGGCCACUUUCAAUGUAUUGGCUGCGUUUGCGACCGCCUGCAGUAUCCUGUACGACUGUUACUGGGCAUCGAAGAGAUGUAACCCAAAGUUCAAGGCAUCGAAAUUUUGUGUGUCGUCGAUACAUCCUGCCGAAACCUUCCCUCUAGUGUUGGCGAUAGGAAUUGUUAUUCAAGGUCUUGUCUUUGCAGGUGUACAAGGACAAGGUCUCACAUCACUGUUUGCAACAGGAUGUGGGUUAAUAGCACAGUUCAUGUGGCCAGCACUGUUCAUCGUGCCAUACAUUCAAUUAGUAUUCGGUACCGAAUGCGCCAUCCGAUCUUUUCGAAGUACACCAUUUCAAGCGAGGGGGAAAUGGGAUGUAAUUAUUUGCUGUUCAGUGGUGGUGGUUAUGUUGAUUCUCACUUGGAUACCGUCAUUCAUUCGACCCGAGCCCAACGCCUGCUUCGCUUCAUUGAUAUGGUUCAUCCAGAAGUUUGGAAAGAUAGGAUUUGUGAUGUUGACUACAGUGGGAGCAUUGAUGAUUGCAGCUGCUCUGACAAUCUUCAUCCGACUGUCAACAGUGAACUUGAUUGAUCAGCACCAGCGAAUUGCUGCUUCGCGGAUGGUAUACUACCUAGUCCUCGGUAUACUAUCUCUGGCAUUCGUUAUUCCUUUCUUUUUCUCUUUGAUCGAUAAGGAGGGUGAUAUCAAGCUUGCCAUGAUGGCAACUGUAGUUUUGAACUUAUCAGGACUGAUGAGCGGUUUACUGCAACUGUUCUUAAGAUGCAAUACCGCAACAACUUCAUUCGCCCCAAAGACGGCUGGAAAGAAGUGGGCGCAGCCGCGACAUGAGAUCAGAAUGUUUGGGCCAAAUGAGCUGGCAAUGUACGCACAUAUGACCAACCCAGUAACUGGGCCACGGACGACCAACGACAAUCAGUUGUGCCGUUCUGAUAGUCAAGCAAGUCUCAUAGGACUUGAAAAGGGACGAGGGAUCUCAAUGGAAUCUCUGAGAAGCCCACCAUAUGGCUCGGCGAAAAGACAGGAAGCAGAGAUGAGCAGCACCUUGCCGAAUUUGCCAGAGGUUGCGACAGUCUGCCCAGCUGUUCAAGCAAGAACGCACGCACGAAAACCCUCAUACUCGCUUUUCCCGACCGAGGGUGGCAGUCCAACCAAAGCGGGACAACAGAAAGACUCAGUAUACGACAUUAGUGAACUAACGCCGCCACCAGCAAUACGAUUUCCAGGUGGAUCAAGGCAUCGCAGAGACUCCUCCAUCGCUUCGUCAGCGACAGUACAAAUUGGGCUGCGCAUAUCGCAUGCACCAACACCUUCUCAAGAAGAUCUUGACUCCCUCCCAUUACCUUCUACGACAUACAAGGCAAUGUCGCUCAAACCACCAGCGCCGAAAUCUCCAACUGCCACCUAUAGCACCCUACCGCUACCAUCCACUACAUACUCCGCCUCCAACUCAAGUCUUCCAACCUCGCCAUCGGCAUCGAAGCGUACAUACCCAACCGUACCUCUCCAAGUACAAACCUCAUUCCAAACAUCCGCGGGCAAGAAGCCAAUGCCCUCACCACUCAAUACUCAAAUCACCAGCUCGCCACAACAAAGCCCCGCUUCAAUCAACAAGACGCUACCCCCAACACCCAAGGCCUUCCUCCCGCAAAUAGAAAAGGUCCGCGAGUCACAAGUUCAACUCAGCCCCACUGUUUAUUCGUUAAGCCCGACAGUCUACUCGCCCGAGAGUAAGACCACGCCAGCUGUCGCAAAGCCAAACAACAACCCACUUCGGGCAAACCCACCUGGGUCUCCCAUGGCGGGUCCAGUAAGACAGGCUUCGAAUACACAGAAGCGCACGAAGGCCGACUGGAUAUGA
Messenger RNA from Cadophora gregata, 3501 nucleotides. RefSeq lists its product as uncharacterized. Bases 1399 to 3501 code for a protein of 700 amino acids. NCBI's taxonomy places the organism in Eukaryota, Fungi, Ascomycota, Leotiomycetes, Helotiales, Ploettnerulaceae. The transcript is spliced from 6 exons. The record is from RefSeq and is a predicted model, not a curated record.